CACUCACCGAAAUUGAGCCAAUAGCAACCGCCAGUCUCCAGUUACACUGCGCAUGCGUGGUAGAAGAAGAAGAAGAAGAAGAAGACCGUUAAGUUUGAGCAGCAACAAACUGUUGCCCUGUUAGUUUUCACUUGAGGACACCAGAGGAGGAUUGUUUCUCUGCAGUUUAACGGUGGCUGUAACUAACUUUUCAUCAUGGAGCGCAUCUUCCUGGAAUGUCAGGUCUGCCUCUCCACAUUUAACAGGAUCUGUGAUUUCAAGAGCCAUGUGAACUCAAGUGUACAUCAAAAGAAAAUGGUAGACGUCUUCCAGCAAGAUAUUGUCAACGGUUAUGUUGCCAUUCCCUCCAUUGUGUUGAUCAAUCAGCCAACCAAACUUCGUCAGGUCAAACAACCCAUCAUAGGCUUGUCUAUGUGUUUCAGUCGAGGGAACUAUGGAUCGUUUUACCUGUGCCAUGUCUGUGAGGAAAAGAUUAAUACUGAAAAGAUCAUAUCCCACCUCUCUUCUAUCGACCACUGCAGCAACUACUUUAACCGCACAAACCCCAACGCACUGAGUUUCUCCUGGAUCCCCAGCAGGAAUAUGAGCCACAUUCUGAGGCGUGAGGUCACACAGGAAGGAAAAGAAAAGAGGCGCAGUGAACUUCAGAUGUUGAAUUUACCUGGAAAUCUGUCGACACAGCUUAAAUCAUGUACCUACUCUGAAGUGAUGGACAUUCUCAGGGAAAAGACCAAGCUUGUCAAGCAGCUUGAAGUUAAGCCAAAGAAGACGAUGAUACAAACAUACCAAAGAGACAGCAACAGGGAACAUCCACUUCUUGGCCUGCAGCACCUUGUUGAAUGCAUUUGUGUCGGGCAGACUGAGAGGAGAUACUACCUCUGCACGCUCUGCCACCUGACUGUGCCCGCCCGCACGAUCAUCAAACAUGUCCUGAGCUUCGACCACAUCUUUUGUUACUUUAGAGUGUGGCACCCGUCUACUUUGUUGGCAAGAGAAUCCUACAGGGAAUACACCAAGUCAUUUGCUGCCAAGAUGCUUGAUUUAGCAAAGCAGACUGAGAAAAUCCAUGGUACUGCAAAUGUUGAUAUGAAGCAAGUGCGCCUGGAGCCUGCCAAAUUCACAUCAGUGAAUUUCACUUGUUAUGCAAAAGCUUUGGAAGAGCUGGGAUCCAUCAAUAAGGAAAACAAAGGGAGCAGCUUGAUUACAAACGUCACACCAGGGAACAAGCUGGAAGGGCAGUGCAGCCAACAAGGGAAAAUGGGCUCUUGCUCGGUCAGCUCCAACUCGACCAGCUCUAACCCGGCCAGCUCCAACCUGGCCAGCUCCAACCCAGCCAGCUCUAAACCGGCCAGCUCCAACCUGGUCAGCUCCAACGUGGCCAGCUCUAAACCGGCCAGCUCCAACCCAGCAAGCUCCAACCCGGCCAGCUCUAAGGCCAGCUCCAACCCGGCCAGCUCUAAGGCCAGCUCUAGCCCGUUUAGCUCUAAGGCCAGCUCCAACCCGGUCAGCUCCAACCCAGACAGCUCCAACCCGGUCAGCUCCAACCCAGCCAGCUCUAAACCGGCCAGCUCCAACCCAGCCAGCUCCAACCCGGUCAGCUCCAACCCGGCCAGCUCCAACCCAGACAGCUCCAACCCGGUCAGCUCCAACCCGGCCAGCUCCAAACCGGCCAGCUCCAACCCAGCCAGCUCUAAACCAGCCAGCUCCAACCCAGCCAGCUCUAAACCGGCCAGCUCCAACCCAGCCAGCUCCAACCCGGCCAGCUCUAACUCUGCCAGCUCUAGCCCGGCCUUGACCACGUCCCUCGACCUCCACGCCAUAUGUUACAAACUACACUGUCAGAACUGCAGGAAGAGCUUUAGAUGUAUGUCUCAGUAUUGCAGACAUGUGUCAACGUGGGAACACAAACAUAUGUUGAAGGAAUCCCGUGGUGGAGAAUGGAAACCCAGGCUGGGCUUAUACAAGUACCUCAUCGAGAGCUUGAGGCGAAAUCACCCAGUUACUGGUGUGCCCCUGGUUGUGACGUUGGUCACCACUCAGGUUCAGAACGAACCUCUUUAUAUAUGCUUUGCUUGUGAGGACUGUUUCUCCGAGUCUUUUGUCAAACAACACUUUGACUCUCGGAAACACGUCAUAAACACAGUGCUGUACCAGAAUCCCUGGCGGCUGACUUUUGCAUGGGAGAAUCAUCUGUCUAUGAAAGACUUGAGGUCAAUGGCAUGGGAAGAAGAGAUGGAAAGACCAAAUCAGAGAAUGCUGAAGAUACUUGAUAUCCCAAACUGGAUGCUUCAGAGCCUCGGGACACUUUGUUACCGAAAAGUGAUGGAGAAACUGGAACUACAACACACUCUCUUAAAGCGUGACGUUCCAAAGUGUGAAACAUACAGCAAACUCCAACAAAACGAGAGAUUUCCUCUGCUCGGUGGACAGUUCCUGGUCAUGCACGACAUUUGCAUCAAAGGGCAGCAGACCACAGAUGUGGGAUUCCUGUGUUUGCUCUGUUGUAGGAGGUUGUCAGACGACGAAUGUUACACUCAUUUGUUCAGUCUGCAACAUGUUGCAGAAUUUAUAGACCGUUUCCACCCAGGCUCGCUGAAUUCAAGCAUUGAUGCAGAGACCGUAUUGGACUUGGCAAAACAGGCAGCAUAUAUUCACCCCAUAUCACAUGUGCAGGUGAUGAAAUUGGACAAGCCCAUCUGGGAGACAUGCUCCUACUUUAAAGCACUAUCCAUCCUGAUGACUGCAAAUAAGGGAGAAGGAAAAGCAAGGCUUCAACCCCCAAUAGUGCCUGGAAAGAAGUUGUUCCCCAGAGGAACUCUGAAAGAUGUGAACAAGGACCAUGUCAGAGACAACAAUCAGAAAAACAGCAGGAUGGUGGAGGGGUGUGAGGAAACAACGAGUCAAAAAUCUACAGACAAUAGUGAGACGACCCUGAAUAAGAUGUCUGUAGUUGGUGCUGGAGUCACCGGUUCACGCUGUGUAGAAAGUGGAGAAAAUGCAGAAAAGGGAGACGACAAGGAGACUCUUACACCAAGUGAAAAAGAAUCUGAGAAGAGAGGAGGGGUGUUUUCAGAAACUGGUUCGGAGGAGAAAAGGAAUGCAGGUAAUGAAUCAUGUCAGGCAAUAAAGGAGGAGAAGAUAGAAGAGCCUACAGCAGGAAGUGGGGAAGCGCCAGAAAGCAGCCAGAACACGGACAAAUUUUACCCAACAGAGACUGGAAAAGAGAGGAGUGAAAGUAGUAAAGAUGUCCCGACACAGUUGACACAAAAGAGGAAAGUCUCUCCCUGCACUGUUGAGGAUGUAGAGCAAGAAAUGAGCCAUAAAAGGCAGCGGCUCACAUCCAAAGAAGAUGCCUCUUGUGAAGCACCUCAAAACCUGACAAGUAGCAAAAGGGCAGGACAAAAGGAGGCAACCACCGCAGACAAGGGAGAAAAUUGCAAACAAAGUCACGAGACAGCAACGUACGAAGGCAAUGUGGAGAUUGAUGGUGAUUCAGAAGAGUCUAAGUCACAGCCAUCCUCAGUAACUACAGCCGUGUCUGCAGUGACUGAAACCACCUCCAAUACAGCCAAAGUCUCCCCUGAAUCAAAUGAGGAUGUCAGAAUGACCUGUAUCAAAGUGUCUGAGUCGGCUGACAACGCUGACACCUGUCCUUGUGAGGAUAAAGCUAAAAUCAUUUCAAACACAACUGUUGGACCAUUAAAAAUAGCAACCACUUCCAAAAUAGAGGGGACAUCUGAAACGGCAGCAGAUUCUACUGUAACCACCCCCACCACGUCCAUGACAGCCAUCUCCAAGUUCACAGCCAAAUCUUCCAAUUGUGCUCCAGACACCACCAAAUCGGCGGCACCCACCUCCAAACUUACAGCCGCCACCUCCAGCUGUACAACAGCCACCAAGAAAUUGAGAGAAACCGCCUACGUAUGUACAUCAACUAUCUCUGUCUGCACUGCAACCACCUCCACCUCUAGUGCAACCAUCUCAAGUGUGACCUCCAUCACAAAAUCUGCAACAUUGUCCAAACCACUGGAGAGAAGAACUGGAGCUGCAGCCAAAGUCACAGCGACAUCAUACAAAGCUGCCGCCGCCUCUAACACAGGAUCCAAAGCAGCGCGUGAAGCCGUCUGCAGAACUGCACCCGCUUCCAAAGUGGAAAACGCUUCAAAUAAUUCAGAAAAUGCAUCCAAAACUGUGGUCGCGUCUUGUACUGUGGUGACAUCCGUAGCCACUGCUAAAAUGACAGUUAAAGGUAAAAAUACUGAAGCCUCUGUCAAGACUGCACAAAUGAAGAGUUCAGUGGGAUCAACUGCUGAUGUUGCACCAAAUAUUCAUAAGGCACCUGCAGCUCUCUGCCUGAUCAUGCCCAAGAAUCCACCCACAGAGCCAUCACACAACCCCGCAAGUAAGAAAUGGCAAAGUGCAAGCCCUCCUGAAGUUGGCUUAAACCAGCUGAUGAAAGUGAAAUGUGGAGAAAAGAAGCAAGUCUACUGUCUGCUAUGUUCAGUCAGGUUGCGAGGGCGCUGUCACGUAACCGACUUUACCCACCAGUAUAACUAUGCGAAAAUGAAGUCCCCUGAGCAGGUUUCAGAGCUGAAGCCGUCAGAGCUGCAGAGGGAAUUGACCAAGUUAGUGACCCUCUUGGCUGAGGCCGACAGAGAUGUAGGAUCCCAGUCCUUCUUGACAGUGAAAGUGAACAUUGAUGACUACAAAGAGCUGGCUGCUCUUUCAGCGGACAAAGCUAUAGGACGACUGAAAGCAAUUAUGAGACAGAAAGACUUGAUGAGGGCCUCAUCAACUUCCACAACUGAUACUGAUGCCAGUCCAUGUGAAGUUUCAAGCCAAGAUGAUGAAUCCAGUUCAAAAGAGGAAGGAGCUCCUGCUGUGGGUCCGUCCAACAGAGCUCAGAGCGUGAAGAGUUCAGAGCCUGAAGCUAAUGACCUGAUUCCAGACCAGCUUCAUUCGUGUUCGAUCUCGAAUAAUAAUAAGCCCAAUGCAAAUCGUAGUGUUCAAGACGCAGGCAUUGCAGCAGUCAAAAUGGUGAAAGCUCAGUGUUAUGUGCCUCCUCUUGCCACCGACGCUGCAGGCAGCUUUGCCAAAACCCCUGAUACAUGCCAAGAGACUCCAGAGAAGAGACAACAGCAGGAGAGAAGUCGUCCAGAGUUACAGGACACACGGAAGGUGCUGGAAGGCUCUCAGAAAGCAUCAACUGUUAAACUGCUCAACCCGGACCCGCUCUCUUCUGCUGCUACAGUGAAUACAGAACAGCAGAACAAACCAGGACCCAGACGGAGAGCACAAGAUGUAUCCGAACACUCACAAGUGCUCCCAAUGAUUUCAAUAUUGUUCUCGAAUAAUAAUAAGCCCAAUGCAAAUCGUAGUGUUCAAGACGCAGGCAUUGCAGGCAGCUUUGCCAAAACCCCUGAUACAUGCCAAGAGACUCCAGAGAAGAGACAACAGCAGGAGAGAAGUCGUCCAGAGUUACAGGACACACGGAAGGUGCUGGAAGGCUCUCAGAAAGCAUCAACUGUUAAACUGCUCAACCCGGACCCGCUCUCUUCUGCUGCUACAGUGAAUACAGAACAGCAGAACAAACCAGGACCCAGACGGAGAGCACAAGAUGUAUCCGAACACUCACAAGUGCUCCCAAUGAUUUCAAUAUUGUUCUCGAAUAAUAAUAAGCCCAAUGCAAAUCGUAGUGUUCAAGACGCAGGCAUUGCAGCAGUCAAAAUGGUGAAAGCUAAGUGUUAUGUGCCUCCUCUUGCCACCGACGCUGCAGGCAGCUUUGCCAAAACCCCUGAUACAUGCCAAGAGACUCCAGAGAAGAGACAACAGCAGGAGAGAAGUCGUCCAGAGUUACAGGACACAUGGAAGGUGCAGGAAGGCUCUCAGAAAGCAUCAACUGUUAAACUGCUCAACCCGGACCCGCUCUCUUCUGCUGCUACAGUGAAUACAGAACAGCAGAACAAACCAGGACCCAGACGGAGAGCACAAGAUGUAUCCGAACACUCACAAGUGCUCCCAAUGAUUUCAAUAGGGGAAAGCAGUGAGGGCCGCAGUCAUUUGUCCAUAUACUUGAAUGGACAUGAACCAAUCAUAGGUCUGGGAUUAAUGUGGGAGUGUCGAGUUAUGACUGUGCGCACAUUCUACCUGUGUGAGAGCUGCAGUGAGACGCUCCUCAGCCGUGAUAUAGUCCAACACAUGCGCAGCGAUGAUCACCAGUACAACUUCAUCCGGAUGCGGCACCCUGGCUUUCUGUACUUCUGGUCGGAUGAGCUGCUGCUCCCAUGGAUGAAAUUGAACAUUUUGAAGGGUAUCGUCAAGAAGGUCUCAAAACAGGAGCGUUUCAACGAGAUGGAUGCGCAGGUUAUACUGCUGGGAAAGGAGAUGUUUAAACCGGUUUGGACAGCUUCGUUCAGCGACGCUUUAAAAUUGGUUAAAGAAAUCAAGAAACAAAAGAAACUGACCAUCCCUCAUCCAUCCAUCUUUAGUCCACAACAAAAGGACAAGCAGCCUGAGAGCCGGCAGAGUCCAGAGGAAUCUCUUCCCACGGAGGUGCAGCCAUCACAGGCACUUGAGACUGACCAGAGAAGUGACAAUGGAGCAAAACAAAAAACUGAGAAACAUCCUUUGGAAGAGAUGGAUGGAGAUUUGGAUGGGGUCAAACAAAGAAGUCCUCUGGAUGUGACCCGUGUCUCCCCAAAGGCUGAUCCUGUCAUCUCUCCGUUCUCUGGUGCUGGCACCUGUCUCAGUCCCCAAGAGCAACCAGAACCCAGACCGCCAGUCUCUCAGCACCAGAGGCCUAUCCCCGAGUUGCAAGUGAAACAGGUGGAGCUGCACUCAGAAUCCCCAUCUUCCUCUAUUGUUUGUCCUAAAACCAGUCAAACCCUGUCCGUGUCUCCCAGAGAUGAAUACUUUCCAACCAGAAAAAGAGCAGCUGUUGAAUCUAUUGAAACACUGGUCAGAUCUUGCACCAAUAACCCCCAACUCGAGGACCCUCUGCCAGCACUAUGCAGUGAGCUGCAGCCCAUCAGCGCCGAAUCAGCCUCCGAGUCCACUUCUGUUAAACCUGCUGCCACCUCCACCCUCCUGUCUCCUAUGGACAAAGACACAGAACCUGGAUUCGAUGAACAAGACACACCCGCUAUAGACAUGGAAAAGUUUGAUGACCUAAUGGCUCUGUUGAGAAAGAUGAAAUCUGAGCUAAAUAUGUCUCCUUGCACAUCAGCUCCAGGCAAGAGCGAGACUACCACCUCCUGCGCUAACAAUUCAUCCGAAAGUGGUGUGGAAAGAAGACAGGAUCCAGAGCCUGUGCAGACAACAUCUAAUGUGGCCACAAAACAAGCAAGAUGGGAUUCAAAGUGGCAAAUGCUUAAAGUGACAAAAAAUCCACCCUCCGCUAACUCACUGGAGAUGUUUUCAACAGCAGCUCCUGAGGUCUUGAGCCAUGGCAACCAACUCGUCGCCUCUAAUGCCAGCUCUGUUAUCACCUCAUCUCCUGAGGGCUCCACUUUCACGAGGGGCGACCUUUUGUUCGGAGUGACUGAAGCCAACGCAGUCACGCAGUUACCUUCUGCCAGCACCGCUGACCCCAGUGACCCACAAAACCAGAACGAUGCACAGAGCACCUUUGGAAGCCAGCCUCACCCUAGUCCCAUCUACGAUAAUCCAGGUCAGAUACCACAGCCACGAGAUAACACAGAGACUGACAGCACUGGGGUUCGUCAGUUGCCCAUUAACGCCAUCGUAUCUGUCAGGUCAAACCGCCAUAACCAGCGGUUUAUGGGCAGCUAUAAUAGACAGGACCCCACUGAGGUGAACAACCAGGUCACUCACAGCUUCUCCACAGGGGCAACAGUAAGCCCCAGUGACGCCUCAGGAGGAUACGGUCAGUACAGACAAAUGGCUUAUUUCGCAAACGGACUGUCGGGUUAUUUUUCCACUGAGGCUGUUGGAAGUUACACAGCACCAGCCAACCCUCCUGUAUACACUGAGAGUUCAUACCAAUGUGAGGGGUUCACCACAGGGGCGCCCAACCCAAGUCCGAUUUACCCAGAGCAAGGAGCAACCCGCUUCAGUCUGCAAUCAUUUGGACACAUUUUAACAGCUCCAGCGCUCCCAGAAUGGGUGAAGCUGGGGUUGUAUCAGCAGCAGUUAUUGCCGCAGCAGUACUCCUCAUGGAGGAGCACUUCCCUGGCUGCUGGAGACGGCACAGUGAUCAGUGAGGCGGCCUACGGAGGCGCCGCUCCAGUCACGACUCCAGCCACCAGUUCACAAAAGAUGAUCAACCUGAACGAUUACAGAACCCUCAGGGUCGCUCCAACGCAGAGCAGCAGCAACGUAGCAGCGCAGAACGUUCCUCAAACUUACGUCAACCCUCCAGUCGUUCACUAUCCACCUGGUGCCAAUACUGAAAUCACAUCCCAGCCACCUGCAAACUCCUUUUUUGCCUCUGGCGGAGGGUUCUAUGUUGUAGAGAAGUAGUGGUGGUAGGGAAACUACCUGUUAAACCAUGUAAAUAACAAGUUAUUUCUGCAGUACACUUGUUAGACAUUUUUUUCUAGCAGAAAUGAUUAAGUUCAGAUGUGUGUCUUACAUAUCACGUCUUCAUCAGUAAGAUGCCGCACAGCACAGUAGGGGAAGAUGUCUCACCGUGCCAAAGUAGGUGUAGAUUGUUCAUUUAUUUUCAAUAUGUUUGUGUGUUCACAUACACAUUCAUUUUAAAUGAAGUUAAACUUGAUUUUUUUUUUGAGUUUGUAAAACGUUCUAUUAAGCUACUGUAGCUUGUUUCAGUUUUUAAUAUUUCUAAUGUCACAGUAUUCAUCUAAUGUGAUUUUUUUUAGUUGUUUUAUAUUCAUGUUUUUUUCAUUUUAAUGAAAUUCCUGUAAAAUACAGAUCUUACGUUGAAUGUGAAAUAUAUUGUAUGUUUUUUGUGAAUUUUUUUUCCAUAAAUUCUAUUUUUCUCUUUGA
Sebastes umbrosus (honeycomb rockfish) is the source of this 8967-nucleotide messenger RNA. RefSeq lists its product as uncharacterized. The transcript is spliced from 46 exons. The record is from RefSeq and is a predicted model, not a curated record. NCBI's taxonomy places the organism in Eukaryota, Metazoa, Chordata, Actinopteri, Perciformes, Sebastidae. Bases 196 to 8481 code for a protein of 2761 amino acids.